AUGACGCCAGACUGGCAUGAGCCGCAUGGAGCCGGCUUCUUUGACAAUUUGGUGCCGGUCACCAAACGCAUUCCAGUUUGGUUCCAGGGAGAUCGUGACCAUCAGACGAUUGGAGCCACCCUGCCUUGGCUCGGCCUUGACACCGCCGAUUGUGAGCACUUGAACCAAUUUUGCUACCUUGUCCGCACUUCGCAUACGCGAAACAACUUGCCCCCUUUGAGUGCGUUGUCGACGUUCUGGGCGGCAUGGGACGAGGACUUAUCAGAAGUCACCCAAUAUCAUCUGGUGAUGUUUGAUUGGGGGGCGUACCAAGAUGUUUACCGCACCAUUGCUGAUGAUGCGGUGAACAUGAUUGACGAUGGGGACAUCGCUGAGAUCCACCGAUUGCAAACUUUCAUUACAAUGCACUUUUUCGAGCCAUCGGAUGUUGUGGAGACCAUCGGGAGUUUGCAUCGUAGCCUGUUGCAGCUGCGCGAAGACCACGAGGAGCUCCUCCGCCGCUUUGAGCGGUAUCGCGAGUACACCUCUCGCGUUAUGGAGUGGAUCGCGAGCCAUGAUCCUACCAUGGCCGGCCCGUUGGAUCUCCUCCUACGGCCGGCGGAUCUUCAGCCAGAACAAUAG
Messenger RNA from Cladocopium goreaui, 621 nucleotides. The record is from the annotation of a GenBank genome assembly. NCBI's taxonomy places the organism in Eukaryota, Dinophyceae, Suessiales, Symbiodiniaceae.